Messenger RNA from Carassius auratus (goldfish), 1750 nucleotides. Its product is annotated as forkhead box protein N2. Gene Ontology annotation, biological process: regulation of DNA-templated transcription. The transcript has 6 exons. The coding region runs from base 160 to 1356 and encodes 398 amino acids. Lineage: Eukaryota; Metazoa; Chordata; Actinopteri; Cypriniformes; Cyprinidae. Gene Ontology annotation, molecular function: DNA-binding transcription factor activity; cis-regulatory region sequence-specific DNA binding. Gene Ontology annotation, cellular component: nucleus. The record is from RefSeq and is a predicted model, not a curated record.
CCUUGGCAAUGGUAAAGGGGUUUGGUAGCGUUGCUGAGCGGCGAGAUCUGAGCGCAGCGCGGAUGGAGGAAACAGUUUAGCAGCAGAACGCGAGCCGAGGACUACAGACGCGCUUCAGCGGAACACGAGCUCGGCGUGCUUCAGUACGUCCUUGAUUUAAUGGGUCCCAUCAUCGGGAUGUCGCCGGAUAAGAAAGCUGAAUCCCCGGGUGUGGUGGAGGAGCGAGCGGGUCUGCGUGGGGUUUGUGGGACGCUGCCCGAGGACGAGUGCGCCGCCAGCCCCCUGGCCACCAGCCUGGACCACAGCUCCAGCUCCGGAGACGAAGAGCUCACCAACCUCAACUGGCUCCACGAGAACCUGCUCCAGAACUUCACGCUGGGCGUCCCCGAGGCCCAGUCCAGCCCAAGCCCGCUCUUCGACAUCGAGGGCAUCCACGGUGCCUCCGUCAUCUCCUCGGCCGCGGCGCACACCGGUGAGUCCGUCAAGUCCAAGCCGCCCUUCUCCUUCUCCCUGCUCAUAUACAUGGCCAUCGAACAGUCGCCCAGCAAGUCUCUGCCGGUGAAGGACAUCUAUGGAUGGAUCCUGGAGCACUUCCCGUAUUUCUCUAGCGCCCCCACUGGCUGGAAGAACUCGGUGCGCCACAACCUGUCCCUCAACAAGUGCUUCCGAAAAGUGGAGAGGGGCCUUGGGAAGGUUAAUGGGAAGGGCUCUCUGUGGUGUGUGGACCCUGAAUACAGACCCAAUCUGAUCCAAGCCCUGAAGAAACAGCACUUUCCCUCAACCCACUCCUUCUGCACACCCCCUGCUUCCCCACCCAGUGCCUUCUCACCUGCACGUCACCUCUACCUCCGGGGCUGCUCUCUCAAAGAGUCUGACAUUGAUGCCGCCACUGCUAUGAUGCUCUUAAACUCGGCCCCUGGACACCAUAGUGACCCAUGUGACCCGGACAGCCCCUUAGACCUCUCGCGCCCGGAUUCGGUCCUGGUGAGCAGUGACCCAAAGCAGGACCACAACUACAGCAGCUCGUCCUUCCAGCGCUGCUCGUCUCGCUCUUCCUCAUCCUCGCUGUCCUCCCUGGACUGUGACUCGGGCCAGAGCCGGCGCGCCGGCAGCGAGGGCUUCCACAGCGACGAGGAUUCGGAGGAAGAGAGGAACCUGCGUUUGCCUUCGCUCGCCGUCAAGUGCCCUCUCCCGGUUAAACGAGCCCGUCACGAACCCAAACCGGAGCUGGACGAGGAGUUGAAGGAGGCGGCCGGGUCUCUGUUGCAUCUAGCUGGGAUUCGAUCCGGCUUGGAUCUCUCGAAGCGAACGGCCAAGAGUAAAAAGCCGGAAAAGCAGCGAAAAGGAUUGGUUUAGGUGACAUUUAUCAAGUGACUAUUUUUCACAUCAUUGAAACCUUCUCUCUUGUUUUCUUGUGUUUUUAUACGAGAGAAUUCCCUCCCUGACUCAAACUACGGCAAUAGCAACCCUCACGCUGAGGUGAACGAAGCCAUACUGAGACUUACGGAGAAACGCAGGUUGUGCUUCAGGAUAGGGAGAAAUUGGUGUUUUUUCUCUUAAACGUUUGCAUGCUUCCUCUUUAAGUGAGUGUCCUACUUUUCCAAGUGUGCUAUUUAUACAGAGAACGAGUGCAUGUCUGUGAUGUUUGAAGCACUAACCUCUCGUCCAUUUUAUAGACGCGGAUUACGUCAAGAUUCCCUGCGCUUUUUUUUUAGUACAGAAUAAAUAAUGCAAUAAUUGUCAUCAGGCA